Folsomia candida is the source of this 966-nucleotide messenger RNA. RefSeq lists its product as uncharacterized. NCBI's taxonomy places the organism in Eukaryota, Metazoa, Arthropoda, Collembola, Entomobryomorpha, Isotomidae. The coding region runs from base 1 to 966 and encodes 321 amino acids. The transcript is spliced from 4 exons. The record is from RefSeq and is a predicted model, not a curated record.
AUGACGACCAGCAGUCGAACCUUACUCCCCACGUUCGUCGACCAACCCAUCUUUCCCGUCCCACCAGGCUCCGUUCUGUCCCAACUGCUCGAAUCCACGAAUAUUUCAUCCUCCCGACGUCCCGGGAUGAUGACGGGGACGGAAAAUUCGGAAAAAUUUCAAAAAUCAAAGAGUUUCUGCGCCUCGAAAAAGUCGAAAAUUCCCACGAUGAAAUCUGCACAGGGAUCCGAUUUCGAGAAAUCGUUGCGAUACUAUAGCGUUCCUGGGACUCCAGUGAGUUGCAUGUCGCGAGAUCCGAGUCCGAAUACGAGAUGUAGUUCUUCCCGGGGGACGAGUCCAGCGUCGAGGUGGGGUCAAGGAAGAAGUCGACCCCCUCCAUCGCCCAAAAGUGCCCCCGCCAAACCAAUUGGACCACACCAACGCCCCGUCCGCCUAGCUUAUGGCAUCCAUGGGGCUCAAUAUCAACAAAACCAGCAAAAAACGCCCGAAAACCCGUCCCCGUUUUAUCGCCAGAAGGAAACCCACUCCGGAUGUGGGUCAACCUUUUCCGGGGAGAGGACGUCCAGAAGGCUUUUUAGUAGAAUGCUGCCAAACCACGUGGUCCCAAAAAUCGAGCGGAACCUGAUCCCACCUUGCACCCCCACGCAAACGGAGGACGGCUUCAUCCUCUGUCCGUGUCAACAUGUGGAAAUUGCGUGUCAAACGAUAAGCUCAGAGUUGUUGUCGAUUCAUAAGAAGAAGAAACGGGAGGAGGAAGAUAAGGACAGAAAAUCUGUAGCGGAGGAAGAACAACAGACGGAUUUUGAAGAAGCGAAUAACGAGUGCAUGAUUUGUGCCGAUACGAAGAAACGUCUUAGUAAACAGGACGCAAAAUGUCAAAAAUUGCAGGGAACAGUGAACGAAUUGAAGGCAGUGCAAGAAAUUGUGCAAACCCGCAAGAAACCAAACACUGCACAAAUUACGUGA